This is a messenger RNA of Ricinus communis (castor bean), 1423 nucleotides long. Its product is annotated as very-long-chain 3-oxoacyl-CoA reductase 1. Lineage: Eukaryota; Viridiplantae; Streptophyta; Magnoliopsida; Malpighiales; Euphorbiaceae. The record is from RefSeq and is a predicted model, not a curated record. Gene Ontology annotation, cellular component: endoplasmic reticulum. The transcript has 3 exons. The coding region runs from base 229 to 1203 and encodes 324 amino acids. Gene Ontology annotation, molecular function: ketoreductase activity.
GAAGAUCAAACCUCGAGGGUAAAAGUCAUUAGCUAAGGAGAAAAAGAAAACAAAAAAAAAAAAAAGACAAAACCUGAAACUAAUAAGAAACCGUUAUUGCAACAAACAAUUGUAUACAUGGAGAUAGUAAAUUAGGAUUUGCCACACUGCGGCUUUCUCUCUCUCAAAGAUAAAAGACACACAAAAGUUCGCUCAUUAAUCUAAUAGACACCGCGAUUUUCCAUUGCAAUGGAACUGCAAGAUUUCAUCCUACUAACAGUGAGUGGCAUAGGUUUCAUUUCUCUCAUCAAACAAACUUUCACUUUCUUGAAUUGGGUGUGGGCCAUGUUCUUGAGACCAGCAAAGAAUCUGAAGCAACAAUACGGUUCCUGGGCGGUAAUCACUGGCUCCACUGAUGGAAUCGGCAAGGCUCUUGCAUUUGAGCUAGCAUCAAAGGGGCUUAACUUGGUUUUAGUGGGUAGGAGCCCUUCAAAACUUGAAGAUACAUCAAAAGAAAUUCAAGAAAGAAAUGGCAAGAAAUCACAAGUUCUGAUUAAAACUAUUGUUCUGGAUCUUGCAAGGACAAGUGGAGAAGAGAUAUCAAGGAAGAUAGAGGAUUGUAUAGAAGGGUUAGAUGUUGGAGUUUUAAUUAAUAAUGCAGGGUUGGCUUACCCUUAUGCGAGAUUCUUUCAUGAGGUAGAUUUGGAGUUGACAGAGAGUCUUAUAAAGGUUAAUACAGAGGGUGCUACUUGGGUUACUAAAGCUGUGAUUCCUUUUAUGUUAAAGAAGAAGAAAGGUGCAAUUCUUAAUAUUGGGUCUGGUUCAUCUUUUAUUAUUCCUUCAUACCCAUUAAAUGCCAUCUAUGCCUCUACCAAAGCGUACCUAGCAAUGUUCUCAAGCUGCAUCAGCUUAGAAUACAAGGAUCAAGGAAUUGACAUUCAGUGCCAGAUUCCGCUAUUUGUGGCAACAAAAAUGACAAGGAUCAAGAAAUCUAAUCUCAUCAUCGCAUCACCAAAGAUGUAUGCAAAAGCAAGCAUAAGGUGGAUUGGUUAUGAGAAACUAUGCACACCCUUUUGGUCACAUUCUGUGCAAUGGUUGAUAUUAAAAGCAUUGCCAGAGGAACUUUUAGAUCGGUCUCUUUUUCGCCACUAUAUCGGUUUGCGCAAGAAAGGAAUGGAGAAGGAACUUCUUAAGAAGAGCCAACUGCAAGCUAGCCAAGGUUGAGUAAGAGAAAUGUAGACAUAGAGGCAAGUUGUAUCAGCAGUAAUUUAGAGCUUGCACUUUGCAGAUUAUGUAAUGGGAUAGUAGAUUGUGAUAUUGCAACUUUCUGUUUAAUGAUUGCAAUAUAACGGGCUGGUUAUCAACCAAAGCUAUCCCAUUUUAACAUGUGCAGUUCACUGAUUCUUUUUCUUAUUGAAUGAAUUAACAGGUAUUAUUAUUCUAA